Athalia rosae (coleseed sawfly) is the source of this 2939-nucleotide messenger RNA. RefSeq lists its product as uncharacterized. The record is from RefSeq and is a predicted model, not a curated record. Lineage: Eukaryota; Metazoa; Arthropoda; Insecta; Hymenoptera; Athaliidae. The transcript has 2 exons. Bases 139 to 546 code for a protein of 135 amino acids.
UGCAAAAUGUCGAUCGAAAAUCGCACGUCUGCGAUCUGUAUUCGCACCACAUCGAAAUUUCGACAACCCUUUCGGCAAUGAAUGAAAAAAAAUCUCGUGUAUUCGACAAAAGGUAUGAAAAAUUUGUAAAAAUCUAAGAUGAGUCGACUCGAUCCGGAAGAAGUCUGCUGCGGUUUCACCGAGAAUCCAAAAACUGCGAAGCCAAAAUCCCUCAAAGAAGAUCACGCCGCUAAGAAAUCUACCUCGGAUAAAAUUUCGCAACGCAAUCGGAUAGAGCAGCUAAAAAUUCAGAUGGCUCGACUAGCCCACGAUAUCUCGGAAAUAAAAAAUCAGCACAGUCGCUCCUCUGCCUUGAUUCAAGAGGUCGUAGAACGCGGGAUGCGUAGCCUAGGGGAUCGUUUUAUCGUCGACUGUUCGGCCGAUGAAAAUCUGGGCAGAUCCUCCGGAACGUCCUGUUGCUCGGAAUCCUCCAACGGCAACUCCUCCGAAGCGGCUGAAAAAAAGCAAAAGUCUAAAAAAGCCUGUUCGGAAUUCACACUCGGUUGAAUCAGACUCGUAUCAAUUCGCCGGAUCGAGAUACGAACGGCAAAAAGGUCCAGAAUAUUUUUGAGCGAUUUAAAAACACUCGCGGAUAGAAUAAUUUUUGGAAUUCAUAAAAUUUUAAUUAAAUUUGUUCGAGUGCCGUCGGGCAUCGUUCGAAAAUUGAACGUAAAUAUAUCCACGUUAUGUUUGCCUUUAGCGCAAUGUAGAGAGAUUUUUUAAACAGUUUGGAGCGCGGGUAUAUUAUACACCGCAUUUCGUAGGUACGUACGCGGCGAUGUUGGUAUCCGCGGUACACACACGAUAUUCAAAUAAUAUCGGCUACGUUUGACAGGUGGUAAUAUAGGUAAUCACAUAUUCGGACAUCUACAGAUAUGUGUAUGUAUAUACGUACGUACGUAUAAAUAGACAGAGAUCGCCCCCGGCGCGAACGAUGCGAUAUAUACAACAGAGGCGACUCGGUGCCGCCGUUGGUAUAUUUUCGAUAGCGUUUUAAUUAAUAAAUAACACACCUAGACCAGCAGCAGCAGCAGCAGGUGAACGUCGAAGUGAAAUUAAAUUCCACGCGGCCAGAUACGCGUGUGAUAUACUCUAGUUUGACCCUCGUGUCCCGCGGUACGGGGCCCCGUACGUUUCCAACGCUUUUUGAUCAACGCGCGUUUACAUGAGUCAAACGAGAGUUCAAUCGACUUUAAAGCAAUCACAAAUAUAGCCUAUGACAAGUGACGGACACCAGAUUCACAUUUCACCUAUCUACGUCAUACGACGUCGUCGCGAUGGAUUUUUUUAACGCUACGGUUCGUAUCGGCCGAUAUACCGUUGCUAACGAAGAAAUUAAUACAGGCGGUAGGGAACGAAUUGAACUCUGAUCGAAAGUUCUCUGAAAAGAUGAAAAUUAGGGAGUGGGGAAAAAUUGGUUCCUCCGGCAGAUAGAAAUUAUCGAUUAUAUCCGGUUCUUACAGCCAUCUCGGGGCACAUACGGUCGAAGGCUGGUUAAACAAUAAGCGACGCGGGUGAACCCUAAUGAUCUAUUAUCAUAAUUCAAUAUCGAAACUCAUUCUCGAUAAUCAGCCAUAAUGAAAAGGAGUAGUAGUCAGACGCAUGCACGUGUAGAUAUAUAUAUAUAUAUAUACGUAUACCGGGCUGUCAGAAUCGAAGCCGCCGUAGAGAGUGACUGGUAGAUCUAAUCAGCCGGUAGCCAGUUUCGUACCCCGAUCGCAUAGAACGUUGCGCACAGUGCAUCGCAGCAUGAACUGCAACUAUGUAUAUAUGUACCUACCUAUGUAUACCCAUACCUACGUAUACUAGGGCGUACGUUUCGUACGUACUCCCAGUUUCUACCUUCAACCCUUAGGAUAUCCUCGUUACUCCGGUGAUCAUGAUGAUGAUGAUGACGACGAUGAUGAUGAUGAUGACGAUGACGACGACGACGAUGACGAUGGAGCCAUAAAGUUACGGGGUCCAUGAUAUGACGGUAUAUAGGUAUAGGCCUGAUUCUGAACACUGGAGCCUAGUUCAUUAGCCCGCAACUAUUCUCUUCAGGUAGAAACGAAGCUCGGUAUAUAAUUAUCUACUUUAUAUACAUAUUUCAUCCGUGUGGUGUACAAGGCGAAAUUCACCGAACCCUCCGCUUCCGGGAGUCCGCCAAUUAUGCAACACCGAGGAAUAAUGUAAUCGAUUACAUAUAAUAUUAUUCAAAACAGAAAACGAAAGGAAAUGAAUAAAAAAAAAAAAAAAAAAAAAAUGCCCAGUUUCUUCGAUGAGAAAAAUUUUAAUGAAAUCAUAAUGAAUGUCACGAUCGCAUCGACGUAUAGUAAUCCGCUCGGAAUAUAUCGAUUUAAUUAUAAAAUCCCCCCAAAAAAAACGUGGUUGAAUAAAUGACUGAUGAAUGUCACCCUCGCGUUACGGUAUACGUAACCAACGCACCUCUAAAGGAGCUGAUUUUUUUCCUUCUUAUUUUUUCUUCACACUUUUAUUAUCCAGGACGAAAUCCUUCAUGCGCGUGAGGUUCCUCUCGUUUUUUUUUUUUUUUGAAGAUUAUUCGUACCGAGCCCGCUGCCCUGGAUUGUUGUUAUCGUUAUUAUUUAUGAUUGUUGUUAUUAUUCUCCUUGUUAACACCUCCGUUCAAAAUGGCGACGAAGGAAAUUCCUCAGCGUACCACACCGUACCGCGGGUCCUUUUUUUCUCUCGUUUACCCGAGUUGGAUUUAUAUUACGUUGAAGAACCGAAAAAUGGUGAUAUUAUUCGUAUUAUUAGUUGAAAUACCAGUGGAAGCCAGUUAUCGUCGUUACACUAUUCGUAGGAAGUGUAUAGCGCAUAUAGAAAACCGUAUGACAUGGUAUGGGGUAAAAAGAGGGGAAUGCGGGUAAAAGUUAAGUGACUUUUGGUCUUAUUUUUUA